Equus quagga is the source of this 5225-nucleotide messenger RNA. RefSeq names its product potassium inwardly rectifying channel subfamily J member 10 (gene KCNJ10). The record is from RefSeq and is a predicted model, not a curated record. Gene Ontology annotation, molecular function: inward rectifier potassium channel activity. Gene Ontology annotation, biological process: potassium ion import across plasma membrane; regulation of monoatomic ion transmembrane transport. Bases 214 to 1353 code for a protein of 379 amino acids. The transcript is spliced from 2 exons. Gene Ontology annotation, cellular component: plasma membrane. NCBI's taxonomy places the organism in Eukaryota, Metazoa, Chordata, Mammalia, Perissodactyla, Equidae.
GCGGAGGGAGGGGGCGGCCCGGCCCGGCCCAGCUCUGCCCCCGGCCGGCCCGACCCCGGCCCCAGUCCCCGGACCAGCCCUUAUCUGAUCCCAGCUCCGGGUUUAAGAGUCCUGGCCUUGCCCGUCGCACAGCUCCGUUCCUCACUCCUGCCCGCCCCGUCCGUCGGUCUGUCCCGCUGCCCAUCCGAGGGGCCACUCCACCCCGGACCUAAGAUGACAUCAGUUGCCAAGGUGUAUUACAGCCAGACCACUCAGACAGAAACCCGGCCUCUAAUGGGCCCAGGUAUACGGAGGCGGAGAGUCCUGACAAAAGAUGGUCGCAGCAACGUGAGAAUGGAGCACAUUGCCGACAAGCGCUUCCUCUACCUCAAGGACCUGUGGACAACCUUCAUCGACAUGCAGUGGCGCUACAAGCUUCUGCUCUUCUCUGCAACCUUUGCAGGCACCUGGUUCCUCUUUGGUGUGGUGUGGUAUCUGGUAGCUGUGGCUCAUGGGGACCUGCUAGAGCUGGGCCCUCCGGCCAACCACACCCCCUGUGUGGUACAGGUGCACACACUCACUGGGGCCUUCCUCUUCUCCCUUGAAUCUCAGACCACCAUUGGCUAUGGCUUCCGCUACAUUAGUGAGGAAUGCCCACUGGCCAUCGUGCUUCUUAUUGCCCAGCUGGUGCUCACCACCAUCCUGGAAAUCUUCAUCACAGGUACCUUCCUGGCAAAGAUUGCCCGGCCCAAGAAGCGGGCUGAGACCAUCCGUUUCAGCCAGCAUGCAGUCGUAGCUGCCCACAAUGGGAAGCCCUGCCUUAUGAUCCGAGUCGCCAAUAUGCGUAAGAGCCUCCUCAUUGGCUGCCAGGUGACAGGCAAACUGCUUCAGACCCACCAGACCAAGGAGGGUGAGAACAUCCGGCUCAACCAAGUCAAUGUGACUUUCCAAGUAGACACGGCCUCUGACAGCCCCUUCCUCAUUCUACCCCUUACCUUCUACCAUGUGGUAGAUGAGACCAGUCCCUUGAAAGAUCUCCCUCUUCGCAGUGGUGAGGGUGACUUUGAGCUGGUGCUGAUCCUAAGUGGGACAGUGGAAUCCACCAGUGCCACCUGCCAGGUGCGCACUUCCUACCUGCCAGAGGAGAUCCUUUGGGGCUAUGAGUUCACACCUGCCAUCUCACUGUCAGCCAGUGGUAAAUACAUAGCUGACUUCAGCCUUUUUGACCAAGUUGUGAAAGUGGCCCCUCCUAGUGGCCUCCGUGACAGCACUGUACGCUAUGGAGACCCUGAGAAGCUCAGGUUGGAGGAGUCAUUAAGGGAGCAAGCUGAGAAGGAGGGCAGUGCCCUUAGUGUGCGCAUCAGCAAUGUCUGAUGGCUUGGUUUCCCACCGCCCCAUCCCUCUGGUCUCUUUCCCUCUUUUGGCAGCCUGGGUAAGGCAUAUUACUCAGGCUUACUGGAGAGCCCCAGAAACACCCAUUUUCCACUCCCUCUUUAACUCAGUGGCCUGUGGGUAGUCUAGGCCAAUUGGAAUCCAAGUUUUCCUCCCAUUGUCCCCUUUUACCUCGUCCCACUUCCACCCCAAGAUACACACCUCCUUUAAGCCAGGAUGGGGGAAGGAGAGGGAAGAUUAGGCUGAAGUGGCUUAGAAGGCCUCAGCCAUGCUUGGAGACUCACAUUAGGAGGACCGUGCAGUUGGAUGGAUAGACUCCCCCCCACCUCCCGCCAUCACCAGAAAGUUGGGUGACUUGAGGCUGGAGCCCCCUUCCUCUCUAUCUUCCCACCUACCAAGUUCCCUAAGGCAAGACUCUCUGAUGAUCCCUGUGAGGUCUGUGCCCUUGGAAAUAUAGGAAUCUGAAAUUAAUUUAUCGUGGGUUCUCUACCAACCUGUUGAAAGAAGUUAGGGUUUUUCAUGGUGUAGUUAAUUUCUGUUGGUAACUCUCGACUAUAACCUAGGAACUUGGCCACUACUAUUUUCCUCUUUCUAGUUUCUCAAGUGGACCCUUUCUUAGCAUACCCAGUUAUCUCAUAGAUGCCUCUGUUCCUGCAGGAUUGGAGUUAACCCAAGAAAUACAAAACAUAUAGUCACACCUACCACACCUGCACCCAUUCUGGAUUCUGAACUCUUCAGUGUGGAAUGAAUAAUGCUGAACUGUUGUCCAAAACCUUGGACCUAUCCUCCAGGCAGCCCUGGGAUUUGUUUCCCUGUGCCUUGUGAAUGGGAUGAUCCUCACCAGUAUGUUCCCCUGGAAAAAGUCUAGUGCUCAGCCCCAUGGAAAGGCCUAGAAAUGGUGUUCCAGAUUACACUGUCCCUGGCUUCUUGAAUUCUUUCCUGCCCAGCCCAGCCCUCUCUUCCCUUAACCCCAACCCUUUGCAGGGAGGGGAAAUACAAGGACCUCCCUCUCAACACUGAUGUUCUACUAAAACUAGAUUCACAGGGGACAGAUUCCCCAGGAAAGUUAAACCAACCCCACCAAGUGGGAUGAGUAGAUUUCCAGACUGCUGUAUGGAGCCUCUGGGAAAUGGGGAUGUUUUGUUAAGGUUUGGGCAAAGGCAGAACUCUGGCUGGCAGACACUAUUCUCCCUAUUAUCCCUCCCAAGGCCCUUCUGAAAAGUGCCAGCUACUUCAUUAGGUAAUACUGGGAGGGAAGGAAAUUAUACCUCCUGACCAAGUAACCACAGUCUCCCUCAGCCAUUUCUGAGACUUGGUAUAAAAUGAGUAUCAGCCUCAUCUCUACUUUCCUCUGCCAUGAGGCCAGUUUUAGGCAAGUUAAAAGGUGUACUGUAAGAGAUCUGACUCAGGCCAUUCCUUGUUCCCUUGUGGGGACUGUGGUUGGAGUCAGGAAGUUUAUGUAUUGGCACCAGAACUUUCUCUAAAGACCCAAAUCUCAAGAGUGCUUCCUGGUCUCAUUUAGUACCAAGGAACAUCCUCCACCUCAAAGUGGUUUGGCACAGAAUCUCUAUAUCAAUCAAGUGGCAGUUUAUUUAAGGUGGAUUCAGCUACAUACAUAUCCAAAAUGUGUACAUGCAUCUGUGUGCAGAGGUUUGCAGAGAAACUCUAAAUUUUGAGGCUGGACCCACGGUCACCACUCAUUACAACUGCACAAGAUCCUCUUAUAUUGAUCUCUCCUUGAACUCGAUUAACUAUAUCUUAAUGAAGACCCUUGAUUCUCUACUUACUAUAAACCCCACCACUGCUCCCUAGCUCUCAAGAAAACAAGAACCAGAAAAACUUGAAAAUCUAAAACAGAGAACAGAAGACAGAGCCAGCUUCUGAGCUCUCAACAUUAUUCACCGUUACUCACCUGAUUUCUUUCAAUGUCUAAGGGCAAAAAGUACGGCAGUGUGUGUGAGUGAGUGUGUGUAUCUAUAUCUUCUUAUCCAUUAGCAAGUUAUCCUCCGUCUAGUUUUUUCUGCACACAGCUGCAUCCUUCCUGAGGGAAUUUCUCUCUUCCCAUUCCCCUGCUGUCUAAGCCCUUAGACCCUGCACAGAUUCUUGGAUAACAAAACGAGAAGAGAACAUUUUCCGACCUACCCUUUCUGAUUGUCCUCCAUGAUCCCAGACUUUGCUCUAAAUUGCACUUUAAAUCAUACUUUUUAAUACAACUUAGCUUAUUCUCCCAUAAGCCCCUCAGAGAAUAACAUGCCCCACCCUCAACCCUUAAUGGCUUUAGACUGCAGCCCCCAUCUCCUCUGAGCUGAAACCCCCUUUCAAGCUAUCGGACAAGCUUUAGAAGGAGCCAGGUCUGGUGAGAAAUGGGCCCCCGAUCACACCAACCAUAGACUUGGAAUGUCAGGAGAGCACUAGGCACAGAUGUUAAGGGGGAUUUCAGAGGAUAGGCACGACAACUGAUGGGGGAGGAUACUCAGGGCGUGAAGAUUAGAAAGGGUGGUGCUGGGGCACCUAGCGAAAUUGAUGAAACCCUGGAGUCUUCCUUGGGCUAGCAAACAAGAGGUAGGUGGAGGCUCGGGAAUUAGGAUAUCAUAUAUAUGAAAGGUUUAUCUAAGGAGAAAGAAACAGAGAUAAUAUAUAUAUAUGUAGAGAGAUGUAUAUAGAUGUAUAUAGGACCAAAUAUAACUGAAUGUACAGAAAGGAAAUAUUCAGAGAUCUUAGCGUGAGACAGACGUCUUGCUCUGGUUUUGGGGUAGGACUCCCCAGAUUUCCAGACUUAAAACCAGUGCACCUGGUUUCAGUAUAUGUGAGACACCUGAUGAGGUCUUUCUGGUGUGAUGAUGGGAAAGGGAGGGCUGGAAUCUGCUCUCCAGAAAUAAAGAGGCAUCCACUGAGGCUUCUGAUAAACCCUGUUCUGCUGGUAGGACCAGGAAGAGGGGAGAUAGGAGGAAAAUGAGGAAGGGAGAUACUCCAUCCAUGGAAGUCUAGGAGAAUCCACUGCUCAUGCUGUGUGCUUCUAUCUCCAGAAGUGUCCUGUCACUGUAGCACUUUUUUUUUUUUUUUUUUUUGCUUUAAAAUAAAAACACCCUUCUGUUUUCCUCUCUUGAAGUGGGCUGUAUUUCCCCUUCUUCCACAAGGUGGGGGCAACUGGAGCUCCAGCCCUUGGAAGUGAUGGCUAUUAAACUGAGAUGCUGAACACUGGUGUGUGGGAGGCACUGAAGGGAAACCUCAACCCUAGAAUCCAAAUGCCAGGAUGAAAGAGCUGCUGGGCCGAAGAUACUCCCAAGGCAGAGGGCCAGCCCUCUGUAUGGCUGCAAGCUGCCCAAAGAGAAUGCUCUCUAUGCUAGAAGUCCCAAUCCUGGCAUUUGGGCAUGGGGGAGAGGUAGUGCUUUGGCUUUGUUGCUUCUGUAUGAAAAUAAGGAGUGGGGCUACCACCUGCCUGGGGGAUGGUGCAGGGACAUGAGAGGCUUCUGAAAUCCCUUCUGUGUACUUCACUUCGUUAUCCCUCUGAUCUCUGUCAGCUAAUAAGACCAUCCAGGGAUUUCCCCAUGAGGUCUAUGCAGAGAAAGGAAGCCAGUUAUACUAUUGCUACAAGCUGGGGAUACUGCCCUCUCCCCAGCGCUGCUCCCUUGGUCCUUUACCCCUGCUAGUGAACCUAGUUUAUUUGUAAAAUAACACACUACCUUUGCUGUAAAGUUAGCAUGGGCCUCCAGGCUCAGUAAUGGCCAACUCUACUGAAGCAGAAGUAUCUAGAGAUGGUUUUUCCAUUCAUUGCAUUAAGGACUAAACCAGGUCAAAUUUACUUAGGAAAAAGAUGUGAGAUUUUUUUGGUUUAUUUUUGUCUGUUCAGAGCA